Molecule: messenger RNA, 993 nt
Organism: Nerophis lumbriciformis (worm pipefish)
Lineage: Eukaryota; Metazoa; Chordata; Actinopteri; Syngnathiformes; Syngnathidae
Source: RefSeq, a predicted model, not a curated record
AUGAGUUUUUUCGGUUUUGGACAAAGUGCGGACAUCGAUAUAGUGCUCAAUGAUGCCGAGACGAGGAAGAAAGCUGAGCAUAAAAGCGAGGACGGCAGGAAGGACAAAUAUUUCCUUUUCUACGACGGGGAAACUGUGUCGGGAAAGGUCAACGUGACACUCAAGUACCCUGGCAAGAGGCUGGAGCACAACGGAAUCAAGAUCGAGUUUGUUGGCCAGAUUGAGCUUUACUACGACAGAGGAAACCACCAUGAGUUUGUGUCUCUAGUGAAAGACUUGGCACGGCCCGGGGAGCUCACGCAGUCGCAGACCUUUGACUUUGAGUUCACGCAUGUGGAAAAGCCCUAUGAAGCUUACACUGGCCAGAAUGUCAAAUUACGCUAUUUUCUGAGGGCCACAGUAAGCCGCAGACUUAGCGACAUCACCAAAGAGGUGGACAUUGUAGUUCACACACUCAGCACUUACCCUGAUAUCAACUCCUCCAUCAAGAUGGAAGUAGGCAUCGAGGACUGCCUACACAUAGAGUUCGAGUACAAUAAAUCCAAAUAUCACCUUAAAGAUGUGAUUGUCGGCAAGAUUUACUUCUUACUGGUAAGGAUUAAAAUCAAGCAUAUGGAGAUUGACAUCAUUAAGCGGGAGACCACUGGCACGGGGCCCAACGUCUACCACGAGAACGAUACCAUUGCCAAGUAUGAAAUUAUGGACGGCGCACCAGUCAGAGGAGAAUCCAUCCCGAUCAGGCUGUUCCUAGCGGGCUAUGAGAUAACACCCACCAUGAGGGACAUAAACAAGAAGUUCUCAGUGCGCUACUACCUCAACCUGGUCCUCAUCGAUGAAGAGGAGAGGCGAUAUUUCAAACAGCAGGAAAUCACCCUGUGGAGGAAAAGCGACGUUGCCAGAAAGAGCAUGUCUCAUCAAGCCAUCCUCGCUUCUCAACGUUUCGAAAGCUCCUCCAACCCUGCGAAGAGUCAGGCCGGUGAAGGGGACGGCUAA